This is a messenger RNA of Brassica napus (rape), 5351 nucleotides long. RefSeq lists its product as uncharacterized. The transcript is spliced from 4 exons. Bases 2854 to 5109 code for a protein of 751 amino acids. The record is from RefSeq and is a predicted model, not a curated record. Gene Ontology annotation, molecular function: zinc ion binding; nucleic acid binding. NCBI's taxonomy places the organism in Eukaryota, Viridiplantae, Streptophyta, Magnoliopsida, Brassicales, Brassicaceae.
AUAUAGUUUAUAAGCACUAAGCAGUUCAUUCAAGUAAUCUCAAAAAAUCAAUAACAGAGCUUUACUAGAAGUUAAUUUAUUACAUAUUAAUGGCAUAUCAACCUAUAGGUUUGAGAGUAAGUCUAAUAUAUUAAUCUUUAUAUAUAAAGUAGACUUCUUCCCUUCUUCCGACAAAUGGCAGGGAGGUUUGCUGCCACGUGUCCUCUUCCAUUUCCUUUGAAAAUUCACUAUUUUGUUAAUCAAAAAAUUAUCCAUGUAACUUAAAUAAAAAAUCAUAUAUUUAUGAUAAAUUAAUAAAUAAAAAAAGACAAAAAGACAGACAUUUCUAUUAGUUUGAAUAUGAUUUAAUUUGAUAGGUAGUGUUGAACUGAGAAUUUUUGUUAUUUAAUCAUUCUCGCACUAACCAUCAUCAUAUGAAGUUUGAUAAUCUAUUUUUAUCACUAAAAUUAAAGAUAAAUAAAGUAAUACAAAUAUAUUUUAAUAUUUAAUUUAUUGACAACUAAAAUAACAUAAAAUUUUACUAUUUUCUAUUAUUUUAGUUACAAAUUAUAUAUUUAUUUUGCAAUUAAAAAUCAUAAAUUAACCAAACUAAUAAGAAAAAACUAAAGCAAAACACAUUAUUUAAACAUAAAAUCUCUUGAAUCACAGAGAAAAAUAAAAUGUCAUAAUAACACUAACACAAUAAAGGUCCGGAGUUGAAAAGAGAUCAAGAACAAAGACUAACUUACUUCACCUUACUAUAUAGUGUUUUGGCCAGAACAGAUAGAGGUUAGAAAAUGAUAGGAAGAUAAAAAUCUGAGAUAAAGUAAUCCCCGAACACAAAAGAGCACGAUCAAGCACCAACGCAAAGAAUAAAAAAAGUGGGUUGGAGAAAGAAUAAUCACCAGAAGGCCAAAACCACCACGAAGCAUGAAUACAUAUGCCUAAAGUACCGAAAGCACAACUACCAACUAAGAGGUGAGAAACACCUCACAAACUAAAAAAGUACAUACAAGACAUCCAUGCCAGCGAAGAGCCACAACGUUCUUGAUAAAAGGGACCAAAGCUCCAAAACUAAUUCUGCACGCCUAUACCAAGGGAAACAGAAGAAGAAGAAAAACAACCUGAAGGAGGGAGAACGGAAGCCAAUCACCGAGAAACUAGAGUCCAAGCUUGAGACCAGAAAUAACCUUCCAAGCUCACAAAGCAUACACGAAAAAUAAAGCACUAUCCAAACUUAGAGUGGCAAACAUGGCGAAACUGAGAGACACCAGAGAUGCGAGCAGCGAUGAAAGUUGCAACGAGAUGAGAGAGCAUAUAGGAAAAGAAAGACAAAACGAAAUCGGCAAACUGUGAAGCCGUCUUUGAGUUAUGAAAGAGAGCAUAGAAGUCUGAUCACCAAAAACCAAAUCUUGAAACCUAAGACGAGCAUAGACUACCGACGGAAAGCCAACGACAAGGAAGACAAUAUCAAAGAUGAAUAAACUCUGACUCAAUUCAUGGAUAUGCAGUCUCUAACAUCAGCUUAAAUCUAAGAAAAAAAAAGAAAACCCAAUAUUAACCGGAACAGCCUACAAAACCGUGAGAAACAACCGCACAAGUGGGAACUCAUAAACAAGAUCUACAACAAAUAUUAGAUAAUCACACAGAGAAAGAAUGCGAGGAAGAACAAGCACGGAGAUGAGUCUUUUUCGGUGAUGGUGAGAAGCACUGUACGCUGGAAAGGUAAACGAAAUACAUAGAUGGUGACAACUAAAUGUCAAAAUAUAGAGAGAGGAAAAAACAUCUUAAAGGAAUAAUGUUCAAAAAUAUGAAAAAAAUACAAUAUGCUUUAUAUCAUAGACUCAUUGCACCACUAACAAGUACACACAACAAUACAUUAGUGAGAAAACAAACAUAAAAUAUAUUAACCUACCACCUACUACUAUAUAAUACAAAUAAAAAACCAAAUGUUCUUAACAGGCGUAAUUAUAUCAUCAAUAAAGUCAUGAUUAACAACAGUAAAAUAAUAUUUCGCGCGAAGCGCGGAUACCCCUCUAGUUAAUUAUAAAAGCUACUUAAAGGAUGGGUACAAAGGGAAAAAGUGCCUAUUUCAGACUGAACUUCUUGUAUCGCGCGUAUUCCAUCACAAACUUGGAUACAAUACUGAUUUCAUUAUGAACUCGUUAUAAAUUUAAAAUCACUAUACCAACUUUUAAAAUCGUGUAUAAAUUAAUGUUGACUAUAACGGUGGUUAGUCUACCGUUUAAGCUGGUGACUGGAUUGCUGACAUGUCAAUUCUAAUUAAAACGACGUCGUUUGCAAAAUAUUGUAAAAUUAAAAAUUUGUGUUUCAGGUGACUCGAACCUGCACCAAUAAAGCCAACAUAAUACUCUCAACCACUGUACCACAUGAUCUUACUUGUACGCCAUCAUAAACAUUCUUAUAUAUACCAAGCAAGGUUCGAACUCGGGCAAAGCUACUAAACUUAUGAACACUUAAACCACUUGACUAACACAACUUUUGGAAAAUAUGGAAACAUAAUUAAAUAUUAACAUUAUUAUCGUCUCCUCCUCCAAAAUUGUGUUCGAACAUAAGUGGGGCUUAGGGUUUUCAGAACGAAUCGAAGUUAAAUCUCAGAGAAACAACUUUACUUUACAAGCUGAAGUCUUUGAGAAGGAAGAAUGAGGUAAUUGAGUUUAUUUAGGGUUUAGUUUAAUCCGAUUAAAAACUAAAAGCUUUGCGUUUUUUAUUCAGUUGAUUGAAAAGAUUUUUGGUUUUAAUAAAUUUUUGAAUGUGGAUUGCAGCUACUUAGGUGACGUAGCAUUCAGUGUGUACCAUGGUGGGUAUUGGGUGAAGCUGUAUAAUGGAGAAUUCACAUAUUUUGGUGGGGAGAUGAAAAGUAUCGAAAGCAAACCCGAAGAAAUAUUUAUUAGGUUGUCAAAUGAGUUUAGUGAUGGGUUGUCUGGACAGAAUUUGUGGUAUAAGAUGCCUUUUGAAGACUUGAAGGAACGGAAGAGUUUUUGCAUUGGGGAUGAGAGUUUUGAGAAAAUGUGUGAAGCAGCUAGAUGGGUUAAGUUUGUUGAUUUGUUUUUAGUUAACCCAAGUGAGCAUCCAGAUGAUAUUGAUGGUCCGGAGCCGUGUGAAGCAGAGGUUAGAGUUGAAAGGAGUGCACUGAAUUUUGUUGAUGAAGAUGAAAAUUUUGACUAUCACAACACACCUCCUAACUCUGAUGGUGAAGAAGAGGACAAUGUUUACAGAUGGAAACGAGGCAGUGGGCAGCUGAAGCUUAGACAAGUUUUUGACACUUUAGAAGACUUUAAAGAGGCGUUAGUGGAAUAUGUGCUAAAGGAAGGAAGGAAUAUUGAGUUCUGUCGUUGGGGGAAAGAUAAAUCUGCAGCAAAGUGUGGGAUAGAGAAAGAAAACUGUCCAUGGUUUAUACACUGCUCUUAUGAAGAACAUGUUGGAAAGUGGAUGGUGAAGGUUUUUGAAGAUAAACACAGUUGUGUGAAGGAUGGAUAUUGUAAGAUGUUGAAAUCUCCUGUGAUUACAAAGCUGUUUCUGAAUGACUGGAGGACUGAUCCUGAGAUUAAACCGAAGGCUAUUCAGAAUGAAAUUCUAAAAAAUUUCAAUUUGAUCGUAUCUCCAAACAAGAUUAAAAAGGCUAAGGCAAAAGCCUUGGAGAUCAUUGCAAAAGACCACGAGGAACAAUUUUCUAGGCUUAAAGAUUACCGCUUAGAACUCUUAAGGUCAAAUCAUGAAUCAACUGUCCUGCUAGAUACGUUUGAGAAUGAUGAUGGGACAGAAACAUUCCACAGAUUCUAUGUCUGCUUUGAAGUGAUCAAAAGACUAUGGAAAACUUGGUGUCGUCCUAUUUUUGGUCUAGAUGGAUGUUUUCUAAAGUCUACACUCAAAGGACAAUUAUUAGCUGUUGUUGGAAGGGAUGCUAAUAAUGGAAUGUAUCCAAUAGCGUGGGCGGUUGUUGAUGUAGAAAAUGAACCCAAUUGGUGCUGGUUCAUACAAAAUCUGAAGGCGGACUUGAAUCUUCAAAAUGGUCGUGGUUUUACUUUGAUCUCUGAUAGGCAAAAGGGUUUGCUGAAUGCAGUUGAGAGGGAGCUACCUAUGGUAGAACACCGGAUGUGUGCUCGCCACAUCUACGCAAACUUGAAAAAGGCUUUUCCUCGCCAAAGUGAGAUGAAGACUCUGUUUUGGCGAGUAGCUGAAAGUUAUACCAUACCUGAGUACCAGAAAAACUUGGAAGCUGUUCGGAAAUAUGAUAUGCGUAUCUUUGAAGCUAUAAUGGAGAAGAAUCCAAAGAAUUGUAGCUUGGCUUUUUGUGGACCAACUGCUUCCUGCAUAGAUGUUCACAACAACAUUUCAGAGUCAUUCAACAAUGCCAUCGAUCCUGCUAGGUAUACACCAAUGGUUGAGAUGUUAGAGGUAAUAAGAAGAAGUGCCAUGGUGAGGAUUGACUUGAGAAAGCUGAAAGCACGACAACAUAAAAGUAGAUUCACUACUCGGGCUACACAGUUCAUAGAGUUAGAGCAAGAAAAGAUUAAGUUCUGCAAGAUGUAUCCAGGAUCAGAUGGAAGAUGUGAAGUAAGAGAGUGUAAUACAAGCUUCAGUUUGAACAUGAGGAUGAGGACUUGUUCUUGUCGGAGAUGGGAAAUGAGUGGACUUCCAUGUCGUCAUGCAUUACGCGUGUUUGCAGAUAAGAAGCUCAACUACGAAGACUACACCUCUAGCUGGUACUCUAACUCACAGCAGCAACAAAUAUAUAGUGACUCGAUACGUCCAGUUACCGGUAUGCAGUUUUGGCAGAAACUUGGUUGUGUUGUUAAGCCACCUGUUGGUCUUAUUGAAGAGGUAGAAAAUAGGAAAGGGAGGAAACCGAAGCCAAAGAGAAAGAAAGGACAGAAUGAGUCUCCUAAAAAGAAGGUUAGCAGAGAGAAAAGGAUAAUGCAUUGUGGGCGUUGUGGUAUUGCUGGACACAAUGCGAAGAAUUGUAAGAAUUUUGGGGUGCCAAAGUUCUUGAAACCAAGAAAGAGGAUGAGUUCAAACACUGGAGAAGAUGGUUAUGAUUCCACAAACACAAACGGAGGAGAUACGUCGGAUUUUGGAGAUGGACCAAGUCAAUCGACACAAUACUAAGUUGUUAUAAGAUGGGUCAGCUGUAGAUGACAAGCAUGUAUGUUUUAGUCAGUGGUGAUGGAUAUCUAAGAAUGAAAGAUGGUUUGGAGUUUUUAAAGAAGCAUGAAGAGGAAGAAUUUUUUGUUUUGUUUUUGGGAUAUGUAGUGCUUUUGGAACUUGUUUGAUGUUUAACGUUUUGGAGCUUGUUUGAUGUUUAACGCUUGAUGUUUUUAAUUAAUGGAAUUUUAUUUUUCUACCUGAAA